This is a messenger RNA of Heteronotia binoei (common prickly gecko), 1593 nucleotides long. RefSeq names its product zinc finger protein 398-like. Gene Ontology annotation, biological process: regulation of DNA-templated transcription. The record is from RefSeq and is a predicted model, not a curated record. Lineage: Eukaryota; Metazoa; Chordata; Lepidosauria; Squamata; Gekkonidae.
AUGGCACCUCCCGCACAGUCUUCAAGGGGGGCUUCUGGAGCACAGGCUGCCUCUCUCCCAGAUGCCGGCUUCCGCAAAGAGGCCCAGUUGCAGACGGCCACGAUUUCCCUGUGGACAGUGGUGGGAGCUGUGCAGGCCAUGGAGAGGACCAUGGAGGCGCACGCCCUGCAACUUCUGAGCCUGGAGCAGAGAUCAGGAACAGCUGAGAAGAGGUUUGCGGCCUGCGAGAAGGCCGUGGCGGAGCUCGGGAGCCAGCUGGAGAGUCGGUGGGCCGUGCUGGGGACCCUCUUGCAAGAGUACGGGCAGCUCCAGAGGCGGCUGGAGAACAUGGAAAACCUGCUCAAAAACUGGAACUUCUGGGUGCUGAGAGUCCCCACUGGCUCCUCUGGAGCAGCCUCCAAGUUUAAGGGCUCAUCCACCUUGGAGGACAUCUUAGGUCAUUUUUCUCACGAGAAAUGGGGAAAACUAUCGGAGUGGCAGAAGGAGCUGUACAAAAAUGUGGUCAAGGGGAACUGCGAGUCUCUCAUCUCCCUUGAUUUUGCUGUUUCUAAACUGGAAGGUUUGACCUGUGCAGAAGGAAGAGGGGGCCCUGGUGAUCUCACGCAGGCAGAUUCGAGGGGAGCCCAAGAGCCCUCCACUGAUACCGGAACAGAACAAUCUGCUGCAAGAACAGAGAUGAUCUCUUGGAUUAAACAAGAAAACGGCCCGUCCGGAAGGCAGCAGGGGAAAACACCCAGUGGAACCACCUGCAACUACUACACGGUUUCUAAACUGGACAGUUUGCCAAGGGACAAGGAAGAGGUCUCAGCCUGCAUUCCUUUCCAGAAAGAUGUAGAACCAGAAGCUGACACCAUCUCUUUUGUGCAGAAACCAGUUGAAUACAGGAGCCUGCUGCCUGCUGAGGACCAAGCCAAAGACCCCGCCAACCCACCCUUGCUGCUCUUCUUCCCAGGUGGAUCCGUGGCCCCCAUCUGCAACGGCACCAUCGGUGAGAGCCAGCCCCUCUCCAGCCUUCAGGGCCCCUGCGUUGAGAGCAGAGCCAGCAGGAACGACCCCAGCUCUCCCGCUGCAACCCCCGAAGCGGGGAUGGACCGACCCCACACCUGCCCGGAGUGCGGGAAGAUGUUUAGCCUCCUGCUGAGCCUGGAGAUCCAGCAGAUGAACCACCGGAAGAAGAAGCGCCAUGAGUGCGCCUGCUGUGGCCUUGCCUUCGGCUGCCCCUCGAAGCUCCUCCGCCACGAGAUGAUCCACACCAAGGAGCGGCCCUACAGGUGCAGCGUCUGCGGGAAGGGCUUCAUCUGCAAGCAGCACCUCGUCCCCCACCUGCGGCUCCACACGGGUGAGAGGCCCUACCACUGCGGCGAGUGCGGGAAGGACUUUAUCUGCAAACAUCACCUCCUGGAGCACCAGCGCACCCACACCGGGGAGAGGCCCUACGCCUGCGCUGAGUGCGGGAAGACCUUUUGGCACAAGAAGUCGCUGAAGGACCACUUGCACAUGCACGGCCCCGAGCGGGGGGCAGCAGACUCGGCCCGGGGGCUCCCGGAUGAGCCCCAGAACGUCACAGACCUGAGAGCCGAAAGCGCCAGGUAG